Messenger RNA from Psilocybe cubensis, 603 nucleotides. RefSeq lists its product as uncharacterized. The coding region runs from base 1 to 603 and encodes 200 amino acids. The record is from RefSeq and is a predicted model, not a curated record. NCBI's taxonomy places the organism in Eukaryota, Fungi, Basidiomycota, Agaricomycetes, Agaricales, Agrocybaceae. The transcript has 3 exons.
AUGUACUUCAACCAUCCUUUUGGCAGCUGGGGCGAGAUGGGCAAUGGCCAAUCUGCAAGCUCGACUUGGAACGGCGCAGCACCCACUCCUUCCAUAUACGGAGCUCUCCCCUAUCCAAACGACUCGUCUGCCUUCCAAACUUUCUACUUCACGAACUUCAGCCCCGACAUUCUUAAUUGCACCGUGAUCGGACCUCAAGCCCAAGUUUACUAUAGGAUUGUUACCGAUAAUCAGAUGCCGGGCUAUACUGUUGUCAAAAAUUCGGAGGGCAAAAACGUCUCACUCAUCGAAUGGCAGUCCCAUCCGAUGAUUGAAGUUCGUGGAUUGUUGACCAAGCAAUACGUUAGAGCGUGGCUGGCGUUGACUGCUGAUAAAAGUGCUCGAACGAUGUCCGUCAGAGGAAUGCAAUACGCUUGGGCGCCACGUGAUAAAAGUAUCAGUUUAUUCGCCGGAGGACCGAGAAACCCUACACUCCUGGCCAGGAUAACUAGAACAAAUGGUGCCAUAGCACUCGACAUGACGCCUGAUGCUAUCCAGCUAGGUCUUCUCGACUCUGUUGUCGCUGCUUCCCUCCUCCUCCAAUGCGGACGCAAUAUAGACUGA